AUGCCUGAGCAAGAACAAUUGAGUCCCAAUGGCCGUAAGCGCUCCGAGGUUCACUAUAUCUCAAUCCCAUUGAACAGAGGUUCUGCAUUCUCACCAGAUGAUUCUGCAUCGCAGUUUCAAUCUGACGGGUUCAUGACACGUAGGCAAUCCAUUUUGGACCACCCAGUGGGCUCAUUUAAGGGAGUCAAUUCUUUAAGUCGGUUUGCGACUUCGUUGAGAAGAGCCAAUUCGUUUCGUAAUAUAGAACUAAAUGCAGAUAACGAAAGAUCGUUUUUCAAAGAGAGUAACGAUGAAACCUACGACCCGGAUACUUUGGCACCAGCUUUUGACGGUAGAAGAUUAUCGGUAACUCUGAAUAAUGCUGGUCGUCCGCGAGUUAGUAAUUCGGCGAAUAACGAUAGAGUUAGUACAGCUAGUAUGGCUGUUCAUGAUGAUGAUUAUGGAUCGAUUCAAAAUUCAACAAUUGGGGAUUCUGCGUCAAUAUUACGCCCUACGGCCUCUUUAACAGAAAUGAUGAGUGGUGGAGCGGGGCGUAGGUAUACAAAUAAUGACAUGGAAUCAAUUGUAGUGAAAAGAGUGGAGGGUAUAGAUGGUAAGGUGGUAACUCUUCUUGCCGGUCAAUCGACCGCCCCACAGACUAUAUUCAACUCGAUCAAUGUACUGAUUGGUAUUGGGCUUCUGGCGUUACCUCUUGGUUUAAAGUACGCCGGCUGGGUUUUAGGCCUUACUAUGCUUGCAAUUUUUGCCUUGGGGACAUUUUGUACCGCUGAACUUUUGUCUAGGUGCUUAGAUACAGAUCCGACUUUGAUAUCGUAUGCAGACUUGGGGUACGCAGCAUUUGGUACAAAAGGCCGCGCAUUAAUCUCUGCUCUUUUCACACUUGACCUACUGGGUAGCGGGGUGUCCUUGGUGAUUCUCUUCGGGGACUCUUUAAACGCUCUAUUUCCUCAACACUCUACCACUUUUUUCAAAAUAGUUUCGUUUUUUGUCAUUACACCCCCAGUCUUUAUACCAUUGAGUGUUCUUUCUAACAUCUCACUUUUGGGUAUUCUUUCAACAACCGGAACUGUGCUAGUCAUUUGCUGCUGUGGACUAUACAAGUCAUCUUCCCCAGGUUCAUUGGUUAAUCCAAUGGAAACGAGCAUAUGGCCAAUAGAUCUAAAGCAUCUCUGUUUAUCUAUAGGUUUAUUGAGUGCUUGCUGGGGGGGGCAUGCGGUUUUUCCUAAUUUAAAGACAGAUAUGCGGCAUCCGGAUAAAUUUAAAGACUGUUUGAAGACAACUUAUAAGAUAACAUCGGUUACCGAUAUAGGUACUGCCGUUAUAGGCUUUUUGAUGUUCGGUAAUCUAGUAAAAGAUGAAAUUACUAAGAAUGUUUUGCUGACGGAGGGAUAUCCAAAAUUCGUAUAUGGUUUGAUUUCAGCGCUUAUGACCAUCAUUCCCAUCGCAAAAACCCCGUUGAAUGCAAGACCUAUCGUCUCUGUAUUGGACGUUUUGAUGAAUGUGCAACACAUAGAUGAAGCGGCCAGCGCCAUAAAAAGAAGAGCGGCGAAAGGCCUUCAAGUAUUCAAUAGAAUCUUUAUUAAUGUUGUUUUCGUUUUGAUAGCUAUCAACUUCCCUGAGUUUGAUAAGAUAAUUGCAUUUUUGGGCGCUGGUUUGUGUUUUACAAUUUGCCUCAUUUUGCCAUGUUGGUUCUAUUUGAGAUUAUGCAAAGCAACUAUCAAACCAUGGGAAAGAGUAGCCUGUCACGUAACCAUAUGUAUUAGUGUUGUGUUGUCUACAUUGGGUGUUGGUGCUGCAAUUAUUUCCUAA
This is a messenger RNA of Saccharomyces paradoxus, 1809 nucleotides long. RefSeq names its product Avt1p (gene AVT1). The record is from RefSeq and is a predicted model, not a curated record. Gene Ontology annotation, cellular component: vacuolar membrane. Gene Ontology annotation, molecular function: amino acid transmembrane transporter activity. Gene Ontology annotation, biological process: amino acid transmembrane transport. Lineage: Eukaryota; Fungi; Ascomycota; Saccharomycetes; Saccharomycetales; Saccharomycetaceae. Bases 1 to 1809 code for a protein of 602 amino acids. The transcript has a single exon.